UCAUUAAUAAACUGCUUUGGAGUCUUCGCGAGGUAAUGGGAAGCCAUUUCGCGUUCUUCACUGCCUUACAGUAUUGAAGAUCAGAAAUACAAGACUGCCAAACUUUUCUACAACUUUGCCCGGGUGGAUGGUCUAGAAAACGUACUAGAAGAGUCUCGGAACAUCAAAAUGGUCUCCUCCUUUAGCCUUUCGACAAGACUUCUCAGACGUAUGCCUCGCCUAGAGAGCAGAGGAAGUUUUUUAGAGCAAGAAUACAGGCCUCUUUGUGGGCGAAUGUAUACAAUGCUGUUCGUCACAAUGCUCCUGCUCGUCACUGCACGCCAGCAAAGCUCGCUGGAGCAGGAACGAUGCCUGAUCACUGGCUUGGCCUCACACCGCCCGCCUUUAUCGAAUAUCUCAUCAGCGAAGGCAAGCUUACCAAGGACUCUCUAGGUGCAGAGCUUCAAAUCAAGAUCUUCUUCAUCGAUCGAGAGCGCAUCACAAUCAUGCGAAUGCCGCCUGGGAAUCCUGGAGGUACUGCAGCAUGGCUGAUGAUAGAGUUUCCCACUAAGAAAGAGCACUCAACAUACAGGAACAACAGCAUCGGACACAUCGUUGUCGCAGCAAUGGAACUACCUUUGCACGCUUCUGAUUCCCUCCAAAGCAUCCAAUUUCCCAACCUCGCCUUCGACGAAGCUGGAUAUCGAGCUGCGUAUGGGACCUCAACGAGAACAUCGAUUGCAUCUGGCUAUAUUGGUCGGCGGCAUGCAGCAUCACGUAUCUCCAACCAAUUGGCCUCCUCUGGACGACUACAAAUUCGAGCCUCUGAAUUACCUUCUCACUCAGACCAUGCAGAACGAUGAUGUCACUCGAAAUUUCUAUCAAAACGUCAUCAAUCGAGCACGAAAUUACCAGAAUCCCAUUUUCACCCGGUCGAUGUUGCCAGCUGUGCGCAAAAAAGUAUUCGUCCGAAUGCUAGGGUUUGAGAUUGCUGUGAGAAAUCAGUUCAAGUCAUCUCGUGGCAUCGUCGAAGCAGCGGUCCUCCUACAGCGGCGAUACCUCGACAACGUUCGUCGUCAAUCUGCAUCUGGCUGGGGUCUUUAUGUGUGGCCAGUCAGUAAGCAGAAGCUACACGAGAUGAGAGGCAGGAAGACGACUACGGUGUCUACGCCAAAGGCAGCACCCAGAAUCUACGAUAUCGUUGGGUGGCUGGAGAACGAUGAGACAUCACCACGCGUAGAGUUGUACCAGGACUUCCACGUCGAUGAUUGCAUCUACGUCGAUUACCGGUUGGAUCAGAUGAAGAUUAAUUGGGUCAACUGGAGAGAUUAUAUGUGCAAUGAGCAGGGAAAAGAGGCAAUGUUGGAUGAAUUCUCGGUUGUGAAUUGGUUCAAUCACAGAUCUUCAUCUUGCUAAUUCAAAUAAGAGGAGGCGGCACCCAAUUGUUCAAUUAGCUGCGCAUGUGAGUCCUAAAGGGGCCGGUAUUAUCCAAACACCUCUGUUUUCGACAUCCCAUCACC
Molecule: messenger RNA, 1499 nt
Organism: Pseudocercospora fijiensis CIRAD86
Lineage: Eukaryota; Fungi; Ascomycota; Dothideomycetes; Mycosphaerellales; Mycosphaerellaceae
Exons: 1
Coding region: 694-1395 (233 amino acids)
Source: RefSeq, a predicted model, not a curated record